Macadamia integrifolia is the source of this 848-nucleotide messenger RNA. Its product is annotated as adenylate kinase 4-like. Gene Ontology annotation, biological process: nucleobase-containing compound metabolic process. Bases 270 to 833 code for a protein of 187 amino acids. The record is from RefSeq and is a predicted model, not a curated record. The transcript is spliced from 5 exons. NCBI's taxonomy places the organism in Eukaryota, Viridiplantae, Streptophyta, Magnoliopsida, Proteales, Proteaceae. Gene Ontology annotation, cellular component: mitochondrion; cytoplasm. Gene Ontology annotation, molecular function: ATP binding; AMP kinase activity.
GGCAUGGACUUCUCAUAAGGAAUGGCCAUGGAGAGCCUGCGGGAAAGGGAUGGGAAUAUCAUUAUGGACAAAGCUUUAGAAUGAAAUGGUAAUUGGGAAGUGGUGUGGAGAAAGAAAAAAAUCAAACGAAAGGUAUCUGCUUUAAAUUCAAGCAUCGGACGACCCGCCGCCUCUGUUUCUCUCUGACUCUCUCUAUUGUGAGGCAAACGCUUUUGGCAAGAGGAGGAGGAGUUUAGGGGCAGAAGAAAGGCAAGCAUUGUAAAGGAAAAAUGGCGAGCUCGAACUUGGAGGAUAUCCCUUCUGUAGAUCUAAUGACGGAACUUCUUCGCCGCAUGAAAUGCUCUACUAAACCAGACAAACGCGUCAUCCUUGUUGGUCCACCUGGAUCUGGAAAAGGCACUCAGUCACCAAUCAUUAAAGAUGAAUACUGUUUGUGCCAUUUGGCCACUGGUGAUAUGCUGAGAGCUGCUGUUGCUGCUAAAACUCCCCUUGGAAUUAAGGCUAAAGAGGCUAUGGACAAGGGACAACUUGUUUCUGAUGACCUGGUUGUUGGGAUCAUUGAUGAAGCAAUGAAGAAGCCGUCAUGUCGGAAAGGUUUCAUUCUUGAUGGGUUCCCAAGGACAGUGGAACAAGCUGAAAAGCUUGAUGAGAUGCUCGAAAAGCAAGGAACCAAAAUCGAUAAGGUACUCAACUUUGCCAUUGAUGAUAAGCUUUUGGAAGAGAGAAUCACUGGUCGAUGGGUUCAUCCUUCAAGUGGUCGGACCUACCACACAAAAUAUGAACCCCCAAGAGUUCCUGGUGUUGAUGAUGUAAGAUCAUUUGACUGCCAUUAAUUUCUUUUCAUUAUU